AUGUUUCCUCGCUAUUUUCCUUAUGGGCAGCUUCCAAAUGUCCCUAAUGUAAACCCACUUCUUGGUUUAAGCCUUGGGCUUCCGCUCGAUUCGACAUCCAUUGUUCCUGGCCAAGACAUAUCCUCUCUUCUUUUAUCCGCUCAAUCCAACCUUUCUGCACCGCCUUCUCUACAUGCCGCUUCACCCUAUUUUCUCCCACAAACGGCCCAAUUUCUUGGCGGCCUUCCCAUCACCAAUGCCGUGAAUCCACUCAUUGCCCAACUCAGUCUUUCCCAAAUGCUUCCUCUUUUGAAUCCUGGCCUCCUGCAAAGUUCAACUUGUGACCUCACUACCACCUCUUCAGAACCCUCUGAUGCUCACACUAUAGUUCGCGCUCCUGUCCUCUAUGGAAACAGCAGCGGAAGUAGUAUUUCUCAGGUGUCAUCAAAAGAGGCGAACAAAAGUCCACCGGAUCAGAUAGUGGCGUCGUACGCAGCAGCUGCUCGAGCUGCUGCCAUUGCCAAUCAGCAGCCGCUGUCGAAUGCUGCAGAAGUCUUUCUUUCUGCAACUGCCCCCGUGGCUGAACCUCUGACCAACACUGGUGGACAUGUCGUGACAACGAUCAAAAAUCGCACCACACAGAGACGUGCAUCCGGAGUCUGUGCAAAUCCUCCGUUAGGUGAAACCAAGUCUUCGCAGACAGUCGUCAAAUCGGAAGGUACCAAGCCUCCGCUGCCUUGGAACAGCGCUUGGACGCGCAUCGUGGAUCGUCAAUCCGACGUAGUCGUCUACAUUUCACCCGGUGGUUCACGACUGAAGAAUGUAGCUGAAGUACGUGCUCAUCUAGAGCGCUGGUUGUCGGCAGAGCAAGCAGCAUUGAUCUCAGACGAGUGUAUUAACACCAGUUUCUGUUUCGACGCCAACCGUGAGGUGCGUCUCGUCUCUGCGCCUGAUGACUCAAUUUUUGUCUUUCCUGAGGAGGUUGAAACAUCCAAUAGACCCCCUGUUGUGACAGAUACGUCUUUACCCUCUGCUCCAUUGCCUCCUUCACCGUCCUCAACCCCACCCGUGUCGUCUAAGGUCGAUGCUGUUUCUUCAAAAUCUACUGGCACAGUUGCUCCGACAGCCGCCCCAGAGAAUGAAGCAACUGCUUCUGUUGCAGUGUUUACUACAUCCGUUGCCACAAAGCGUUCAGCUCCAAGUCUAGAUCACACUGAUGGGAAGGAUGGCACAGAAUCCACGUUUUUACCUUCCUCCUCAGAAGCCGAAAUAAACGGUGCCUCUAGGGGAGAUGAGUCGAGGCAACCCAAGAAGGCAAAAGUUGACUCGGGAUCGGCCUGCGUACCCCAACCUCUGGCUCCUCUGCCCUCUUUCAGUAACGAUGUAGCCUUGACGACUCCAAGUUUUGUUGCUCGGACUAUGACAAGAGCUGGUGGGGCAACAACCGUUGUUCCCUCUGUUGUGCCUUCAGUUCUGCCUCCCACCACUACGUCCUCGACGGCUGGUACUUAUGCGCUGGCACAGCAUCUGGCCACCCUGCAACAGCAGCAGCAGGCUCUGUUGGCUACUGCUGGUCUCAUCCACCCAGCUGACGCUGCUCAUCAACAGCAGCAACAACUCUUUGAGCACUAUAAACAGCAGCACCAGCAACAAGCGGUUGCUGCGGCAGUAGCUGCAGCGUUACUUUUGCAACAGCAACAGCAGCAUCAGUUGCAAUUGCAACAGCAUCUGCAGACCGUCUACGCCACUGCCAUACAACAACAGCAGCAUCAGCAAACGCUUCAGCAACAGCAUCCUCAAGAUAGCAACCAGUGA
This is a messenger RNA of Hydatigera taeniaeformis, 1794 nucleotides long. The record is from the annotation of a GenBank genome assembly. Lineage: Eukaryota; Metazoa; Platyhelminthes; Cestoda; Cyclophyllidea; Taeniidae.